Apis laboriosa (Himalayan honeybee) is the source of this 2306-nucleotide messenger RNA. It is a transcript of the gene moody, whose product is annotated as G-protein coupled receptor moody. Gene Ontology annotation, molecular function: G protein-coupled receptor activity. Gene Ontology annotation, biological process: G protein-coupled receptor signaling pathway. Bases 372 to 1538 code for a protein of 388 amino acids. NCBI's taxonomy places the organism in Eukaryota, Metazoa, Arthropoda, Insecta, Hymenoptera, Apidae. Gene Ontology annotation, cellular component: membrane. The record is from RefSeq and is a predicted model, not a curated record. The transcript has 9 exons.
UGUACGUCGCUCCGUCGCUUUCAGUUAUCGUGACAAUCGAUUUCCGUUUUCUGGAUCUCUAUCGAUAGAGAUGUGUCACACAUUCCUAGAAAUCGCAAACUAUUCCUCCGAGUAACGCUUCGUAUUAGCCAUCGUGUUAAUUUGAUAUAUCGUAAAAAAACUGAGCAAAGAAAAGUAUCUUGAUUAUAAGUGAUUGAUCUUACGUUGACGUUACGUUAUUAAUUGAUGAAUUUCUCUGGAUAAAACUGCAUGAAACUGUACUUUCUUUUCAACAUUGUAUUGCUCGAGAUGCAAGAGGAAUCAAUGAUUUUCCUGAUGUAUUUUUCGGACGUCAAUCAUUAGCUAUGACGGAUGAUUCGUGAAAGGAAUUAAUGCGUCCUCGGACGUGGUCAAAAUCGAAUAAAUCUUUCACUUGGAACAAAGUGAAAAUUUUCGAAAUGGAUAAUUUCGCGUGGUUGUUACGUUCUGAAAAUAGAACAGAAAGCGCAAUAAUCGAUAGCGAAAUAUCAAGAUUUUCCAAACCGCUGAGAGCAUUUGCAGCUGUAAUUGCAAUAUUAAUUAUGAUCACUGGCCUUACUGGUAAUUUAUUAACAAUCAUUGCAUUGUGCAAAUAUCCCAAAGUUCGCAAUGUUGCAGCAGCUUUUAUUAUAAGUCUCUGUGUAGCAGACUUCGUAUUUUGCCUUCUCGUAUUGCCUUUCGACUCCAUCAGAUUCGUAGAUGCAAGUUGGGCAGACGUACGAUUCUUCUGCGUCCUUGUACCUUUCUUAAGAUAUGGAAACGUUGGUGUAAGCCUUCUCUCCGUUGCAGCUAUCACUAUCAACAGGUAUAUUAUGAUAGCUCACAAUGGCUUGUACAGCAAAGUUUACAAAAAGUAUUGGAUUGCUUUCAUGAUUGUAUUCUGUUGGAUUUUCUCUUAUGGAAUGCAAUUACCCACCCUGUUAGAAAUUUGGGGUAGAUUCGAUUACGAUUCGAAUUUAGAAACUUGUUCGAUCGUAAGGGAUAGCAGAGGUCACACAUCGAAAACGUUCCUUUUCGUGGUAGGUUUUGUAAUACCCUGCCUGAUCAUUGUCGGAUGCUAUACUAAAAUAUUCUGGGUAGUACACAGAUCCGAGAUAAGAAUGCGAAAACACGCGAGUCCAACGAUAAAAUCCCCUCAUACACCCGGAAGGGAUACCAGGGAGAUCAAACAGAGGCGUAGCGAAUGGCGAAUCACGAAAAUGGUCCUAGCCAUUUUUCUCAGCUUCGUCGCUUGUUACCUGCCAAUCACCAUUGUUAAAGUUACCGACGUCGAAGUUAAAUAUCCAGAAUUUCACGUUUUGGGUUACCUGCUGCUUUACUUCGCCUCCUGCGUGAACCCGAUUAUUUACGUGAUCAUGAACAAACAAUACAGACAAGCGUACGCGGGCGUGAUAGGAUGUUCGCGGAUAAGGGCGAGCCUUUCACCCUACGGAAGCAGCGCACCGGGUCAUCAUCACCAGCAGGACUACGGCCAAGGUAACUUCGAGCACCGUCGCGUGGUAACGCUCACCAAGCUCUGACCAAACGCGAGCUAAGCGACCACACCUCGCUCUCUUCAUUAUUCGAAAGAUUUCAGCAAAACGAUGGUAUCGACAGUCUCGAUCGCCAUGAAUCCUGUAAGAAAUUCUCAUUUCGAAGAGCAACCGUAAUUUUAAUAGACUGUUUGGAAGAGGAAGAGAAAUAUAUAAAAGACAUUAAUCGACUCUUGAAGAUAAAAGCCAGUAUUUAGAAUGUUUUAUAUAAUUUACAAAAUGGAUGGAAGAGAUAAAAACUGAUGAAGAUAGUCCAUUAAGAAUAUAUAUUAUCAGAUAUUGCUAGAUAUUUGUACAUCUAUUUAAAUUAAAAUUUAAAUGUACAAAAUGUGGAGAAGGACGUAAUAUGCAAAGUAUAUAAAAUACCUAAAGUAAGAUACUCAUUUAUUUAGAUUUUAUUUCUUUAAUUAUUCAUUGUACGUAUCAAACUUUUUAAUUGAUACCUUAUAUUCACUAUUGAUGUAAAUUCGACGCAUUAUGAAAUAUAUAUUUUAUUAGGAAAUAUAAGAAAUGCUAUAAAAAAAGAUAAUAAUUGUAUUAAAAGAAGAAAAUAUGAAUGUAAAUAGGAAAACUUGAAAAUAAUUAAUCCAGAUAGUUAAGAAAAAAAAAACAGCUGAGCUGUUAUUAGAUUUAUCUGGAUUAAUAAAAAAUGAUUAAUAUUGUAUAAUAAAUGAUAAAAUAAGUUAUUUGUCGACCGAUAAAUUAGAUAUUAUGAAAUAUAAUUAAGACAAUCAUGUACAUUUAAUUUUUACCACA